Molecule: messenger RNA, 1630 nt
Organism: Vidua chalybeata
Lineage: Eukaryota; Metazoa; Chordata; Aves; Passeriformes; Viduidae
Exons: 2
Coding region: 17-691 (224 amino acids)
Biological process (GO): proteolysis
Molecular function (GO): aspartic-type endopeptidase activity
Source: RefSeq, a predicted model, not a curated record
GCCAUGAUGAACGCGAAUGAAAAGUGCAAAGCAGCAAUCACGAGCCUCCCUCUCAACCCAGCUCCAACCCUGCAAGCCAUGCUUGAGGUCUGCGCCAAGAAGGUCUCUGUCAUAUCCACAGACUGUGACAGCAGGUCGAGACCACCGAAGAGGGUUGCCAUGGCAAAGGCAUCUGGACCGAUGUCUUCCAGUCAGCAGCAGAAUGCCCCGAGGCCACGGAAGAAACCGGUUGCAGCUGACAGAACCACUCCACCUGAGAGACAGUGAUUGGCACUUUGCUUUGGUGAACAAUGAGGAACGAGGUACUUGGCACCGGAUCCGCAGUAAGUAUGUUGUCCUUGGGGACACCAGACACACACCACAAGAGAUCAGGAUCCUCCCGGAUCCCAUAACAUCAGACCCUGGGCGGCUUGCUCCCUGGCUGCACUGUGUUCAUCCACCCAUCUUCCUACCCAAAGACCAAAUAAUAGCUCAGGUCAUCCCAGUGGCUGAGCCACCAUGGGAUCAAGAUCAGGCAGCUCUGACCAGAAGAACUCUCCCAAUAAUUUGGUGGUCAAAGGUGCUGGGAAAUGAAAAACCAAAAAUCUGGUGUGGGGUUCACCAGGGUGGGGAACAAAAACACCUGAAAGGACUUCUGGAUACCGGGGCAGAUGUGAUGAUCAUUCCCUCUAGGGAGUGGCUGUUGCACUGAGAACGGCACAGCAUGGCAGGACACGUUCAAGGUAUAGGGGGCAUGCAAUUGGCCAAACAAUCCAAGGCCAUCGUGCAAAUUGAGGGGCCAAAUGGACAAUUGGCAUCUUUGCGUCCAUUUGUUUUAGAUUAUACAGAACCCUUGUGGGGGAGAGACCUGAUGGCCCAGUGGAGGGGUCACAACUGACAUCCCAGAAACCCCCCAGGUUUUUUGGGCAGCAGCCACUGAAAAGUGCCCUACCCAAAACUGAAUUGGAAAACAGAUUCACCAGUCUGGGUAGAGCAGUGGUCGCUCAGUAAAGAAAAAUUGAAGGCACUGGAGGAGCUCAUGGAAGAGCAACUCACCAAGGGAAACGUCGUGGAGACCAUGAGUCCAUGGAACUCCCCUGUCUUUGUAAUAAAAAAAAACAAACAAAGACAAAUGGUGGCUCCUCCAUGACGUCUGCCAAAUAAACAACGUAAUUGAAGAUAUGGGCUCUCUCCAGCCUGAGAUGCCGUCCCCAACGAUGCUCCCCCAAAACUGGAAUUUGGCUGUGAUCAAUAUAAAAGAUUGUUUCUUCCAAAUUCCCCUACACCCUGACAAUGCCCUACGCUUCACCUUCUUGGUUCCUACCAUCAACCGAGAAGCCCCAAGGAAGAGGUACCAUUGGAAAGUGCUUCCACAGGAAUGAAGAACAGCUGCACGUUGAGCGCCAAGCUGUUGCCGUGCUCACCGAGUGACCACUCAGUGACUCCCUGCUAGCUCAGACACUGCAACCUCAGGGGACACUCUCCUGCGCUCUGGAGUGCAGGAGGGUGGCUAAGGGUUAUGAGCCCUUUCUCGGAAGAGACGUAGCCAAUGAUGGUGAAGGAAAGGGAGCAGGCAGUUCAGAGGGUAUAAAUCUAAGCUUUAUUGGAAGCUCUGGCGAGCACCUAGCCUCAGGGGAUACAACUCUGAAAA